GAGUUGCGUUGCCCCUGCGCCCCGUGCUCCGGUCUCACCUGCCGCCGCUCCGCCCUCCGGAGCUCUCGGUCCUGGGCCGAGCUUGGGCUUGGCCACUUCCUUGCCGUUUCGCGCCCGCGGUGGGCCCGCCCUCGACUGGGCUUCCCUGGCCGGGGACUCCUGCUGUCUCUGUUUCCGUAUCUAGUGGUGCAGGAUUUUGUAUCUUUUCGAACAUUUGCCUCUGUUCGCUGACUGGGUUCAGAACUGCAGAGGUCUGGGAUUUUCGUGUCGGCCUAGGUUGUUGUUUUUAACUUUAAAAUCUCAGAUUUUCAUAUAGAAGGGGCCUCAAAUGAGCGAGUAGUAAAUUUCCAGUGUUUCAAGGUGAAGAGAUGGCGUUUGUGAAGAGUGGAUGGUUGCUUCGACAGAGUACGAUUUUAAAGCGCUGGAAAAAGAAUUGGUUUGACCUGUGGUCAGAUGGUCACUUGAUCUAUUACGAUGAUCAGACACGCCAGAGUAUUGAGGAUAAAGUCCAUAUGCCAGUGGACUGCAUCAAUGUCCGCACAGGGCACGAGUGUCGGGACAUUCAGCCUCCAGAUGGGAAGCCAAAAGAUUGUCUGCUUCAGAUCAUCUGCCGAGAUGGGAAGACGAUUAGUCUUUGUGCAGAAAGCACAGAUGAUUGUUUGGCUUGGAAAUUUACAUUGCAAGAUUCCAGAACAAAUACGGUGUGUGUGGGCUCUGCAGUGCUGUCUGAUGAGACUGUGGUGGCUUCUUCGCCCCCUCCUUUCAUGGCCUACGCUGCGCCGACUGCCGAGCAGGCAUAUGGCUAUGGUCCCUAUGGUGGUGCAUACCCAGCAGGAACUCAGAUUGUCUAUGCUGCGAACGGGCAGGCGUACGCAGUGCCAUACCAGUACCCCUAUGCAGGACUCUAUGGACAGCAGCCUGCCAACCAAGUCAUCAUCCGUGAGCGCUAUAGAGACAAUGACAGUGAUCUGGCCCUAGGCAUGUUGGCUGGAGCAGCUACUGGCAUGGCCCUAGGGUCUCUGUUCUGGGUCUUCUAGAGUCUUUAUGAUCUCUUACAUGCAUAGCUUCUGAUAACUCUGUGUGCGGUAAUAUGAUUUGCAGGGCAUUUGUUUGUGACAAAUGCUUUGAUAGUAGUUUUAGUAGUUCUUUUGUAGUAGUGAUUUGAUAAUUGUAACAAUCCAUGCAAGUUCCACAGUUGGGCUUAAACUGUGUUGUGUAGUUGUAACAUGGACUGUCUUGGUUCACAGGCUUAUUCCCAGACUUUGUGGAGAGACUUUUUCUUCUUAGUUAGGUGUAGUGCUUUGCUUAAAGGUUAAUUUAUUUUCUUGUUAGGCAAAUAAUGUAGUGAUGAAUGAGUGAGUGAUUGUGGAAAGGCAGACUGCAGCUUCUUUUGGUUUAAUCUCAGACUUUGAGAUUUUAGACCAGAACUGGCUGCAGGUUACUUUAGGAGUGGUGGGCCGGGGAGCUGCCAGGUGGCGUUCCCGAGGCCUUGGUACAAGAACCCCACGACCUGCCUUUGGUGAUGCAGACUGCUCAAGGUGAUGACCACACCACCCUCCCACCCUUUAAAAAUGUUGCUUCUGAAACCUGCCUAAUUCUAGAGCUGCUGCUUAUUGUGUUACUCUUGUUUGUUUUCAUAAUGAUAUUUGGAAAACAUCUCAAAUUAGGAAUUGAUUUGAGAAAAGUCUAAGAAGCAGAAUAAUAAGUGUACAGAGGUCGAUUUGCAUUAUUGAGUGAUGUAUUUUUAGCGUCCGAUUUAGGUGUAUUUAUUGCUGGCUAAAUCUACUUAUAUCCUAUUUUUCUACUUGUUGAGGAGGUAAUAUUAAAAGAAUAGUUUGGAGAACAGAGAGAGAGAGGGAGAGAGAGAGAGAGAGAGAGAGAGAGCGAGCGCCAUAGGGAUGUUCCCACCUCAGACCUUCUGGGGACCACACAGAGUAGGAAACACUUGUUUUCUGCCCCUGGAAGGCCUUGGCUAUUGACCAAGCACUGGGAUGGACUGGGGCUGGGGUAGACUUGGCUUACAGAUGAGAAAUGGAGCCUAGAAGGUGAAGAUACAACUCAGCCUGGCUGAGACCUCAGCCUUGUUUUUAUUCCUGACCCACACAUUACAGAUAAGCUUAAAACAUUUAAUUUUGGGCCCCUAGAUGUGUGAAGCUCUGGAAAAGCCACAGUCUUACAUUUCUGACAAAUAUUCAUAUUUUCUAUAUUAUGAAAUAUGUAUUUCAUGAAUUUGUUAUUUUGUUUUUUAAAGCUGAAUAUUGAUUGCAGUUUUCUGUCCUGCAUGCUUUAAACAAUGUAUUUUUGCAAAGGCUGGUUAGCACUAUUCAGCCCCCACCCCAUUGCCCCAUUUUCUCUAAUGUACACUCCAGGAAGCACAAACUCUGUUGUGAUUGUGCCUAGGUUACAUUUAUGCUCUGUAGUUGCACUGCUCAGCUGGUUCCGUGACUUUGUGAAUAGAUCGCAUAUGAAUCCAGAUGCCAAGUAGAUUUAAUAGUGCCCACAGUCUAUUUUUCUAGCCACUCCUAGGGGACUUACUAACAUGCGAAUGUCCUUUUCCAGCUGAAAAGUGUACAUGUGGGUAAAUGUGAAAUAUGGCAA
This is a messenger RNA of Fukomys damarensis (Damara mole-rat), 2598 nucleotides long. RefSeq names its product pleckstrin homology domain containing B2 (gene Plekhb2). Gene Ontology annotation, biological process: regulation of cell differentiation. Bases 369 to 1037 code for a protein of 222 amino acids. The transcript is spliced from 8 exons. Lineage: Eukaryota; Metazoa; Chordata; Mammalia; Rodentia; Bathyergidae. The record is from RefSeq and is a predicted model, not a curated record. Gene Ontology annotation, cellular component: membrane.